AUGUCUGUUAGAAAUCAAGAAAGUUAUAUUUCUAUUCCUGUCAUUAGAGAUAGAAGAGCUUCAAAUUUAAGAAAAGAUUCAUUUUUAAAUGGUUCUAUUGGAUCUUUUAAAGGUGUUAAUUCAUUAGGUCGUUUUGCUUCUUCUUUUAAUAGAGCUCAAUCUUUUAGAAACAUUGAACCAAUCCAUGGUAACCCAAGAUCUUAUUUUAAAGAUGAUGAUGAACUUUAUGAUCCUCAAACUUUAUCACCUUCAAGAUAUGGUGAUAGAUUAUCAUCUGUUAUACCAAAAACUGAUAUUGAAUUCUUAAGAAAUAGAAAUAGUAAUGAAAAUAUUAAUCAAAUUGAUGAACCUGGUGAUUAUGAUGCUAUUGAUGAUAGUUCAUUCUUGGCUCAAUCUAUAAGAGAUUCUCAUUCAAUUUAUUCUUAUGGUGCAACUACAACUGCUAAUGAUUUAGGUAAUGGUGGAUUUGCUGAAUUUUCUGAAACUGAACCAUUAGUUUUAAAAAAAAUUGAAACAAAUUCAGGUAAAACAGUUACUGUUAUUGCUGGUCAAUCAACAGCUCCACAAACAAUUUUCAAUAGUGUUAAUGUUUUAAUUGGAAUUGGAUUAUUAGCUUUACCUUUAGGUUUAAAAUAUGCUGGUUGGGUUAUUGGUGUUCCAGCUUUAUCAAUGUGUGCUUUAUUAACUUUUUAUUCUGCUGAUUUAUUAUCAAAAUGUAUGGAUACUGAUCCAACUUUAAUGACUUAUUCAGAUUUAGCAUAUGUAACAUUUGGUCCAAAUGGUAGAUCAUUUAUUUCAUUUUUAUUUUCUUUAGAUUUAAUUGCAAGUGGUGUUUCAUUAAUUGUUUUAUUUGCUGAUUCUUUAAAUGCUUUAUAUCCAAGUAUUCCAAUAAAUCAUUUUAAAAUUAUUGCAUUUUUAGUUUUAACUCCACCUUCAUUUUUACCUUUAAAUGUUUUAAGUUUAAUUAGUUUAUUUGGUAUAACAAGUACAAUUGGUGUUGUUGUUAUGAUUUUCAUUGCUGGUUUUACUAAAACUGAAAGUCCAGGUUCAUUAAUUCAAUUUGCUCCAACAAAUUUAUUUCCAGAUUCUUUAGCAAGUGCAUUAAUUUCAAUUGGUAUUCUUAUGGCACCUUUUGGUGGUCAUGCAAUUUUCCCAAAUUUAAAAGUUGAUAUGAGACAUCCUUAUAAAUUUAAAGAUUGUUUGAAAACUACUUAUGGUGUUACAUAUUUAACUGAUAUGUCAAUGGCUGUUAUUGGAUUUUUAAUGUUUGGUGGUAAUGUUAAAGAAGAAAUUACUAAAUCUAUUUUAUUAACUGAAGGUUAUUUUAAAUGGACUUAUAUUUUAAUUUGUACAUUAAUGGCUAUUGUUCCUUUUUCAAAAUUACCAUUAAAUGCUAGACCAAUCAUUUCAAUUUUUGAUCAUAUGUUUAAUGUACAUGAUAUUUCUAUAUCAUCAUCAACUGGAAAUUCUAAUGCUUCAUAUUUUAUCAAAUCAUCAUUUAAAGUUUUUAUCAGACUUUUCGUUAAUGCACUUUUUGUCAUUAUUGCUAUUCUUUUCCCAGAAUUUGAUAAAAUCAUUGCAUUUAUGGGUGCAGGUUUAUGCUUUGCACUUUGUUUAAUUUUCCCAUGUUUAUUUUAUCUUUCAAUUUGUAAAGAUUCUAUUUCAUCAAGGGAAAAAAUUGGUUGUUAUACCAUUAUUAUUGCUAGUUCUAUUUUAUCAGCUGUUGGUAUAACAGCUGCAAUAAUUUAUUAG
Hansenula ciferrii is the source of this 1752-nucleotide messenger RNA. RefSeq names its product Avt1p (gene AVT1). The transcript has a single exon. Gene Ontology annotation, cellular component: vacuolar membrane. Bases 1 to 1752 code for a protein of 583 amino acids. The record is from RefSeq and is a predicted model, not a curated record. Gene Ontology annotation, molecular function: amino acid transmembrane transporter activity. Gene Ontology annotation, biological process: amino acid transmembrane transport. NCBI's taxonomy places the organism in Eukaryota, Fungi, Ascomycota, Saccharomycetes, Phaffomycetales, Wickerhamomycetaceae.